This is a messenger RNA of Cladophialophora yegresii CBS 114405, 1557 nucleotides long. RefSeq lists its product as uncharacterized. The record is from RefSeq and is a predicted model, not a curated record. The transcript has 2 exons. NCBI's taxonomy places the organism in Eukaryota, Fungi, Ascomycota, Eurotiomycetes, Chaetothyriales, Herpotrichiellaceae. The coding region runs from base 1 to 1557 and encodes 518 amino acids. Gene Ontology annotation, biological process: carbohydrate metabolic process.
AUGGACUUUGGUAUCAGUGUGAAUAGGGCGUCAUAUGGACAACUCACCGAGGGUGGACCCAUUCCAAUUCCAAGCUCGGAGAACAAAUUUCGCACCACCAGAGACCGGCAGGGCUUCGUCAUCACCAACACACCAUUAGGUGCACAUCUGAGGGGAUGUCAUGAAAGCGACGGCCAAUCAGUCGAUACGCAGAAUGCCAGCCAUGAGGAGACAUUUGUCAACUGUCCGGUCGUCAAGAAAUAUGCUGGGUGUCUGGAGAUUCCGCCUCGAGGGACCCGUGUCCUAACAGCAAAGUUUAUCUUGCAACCAGGAAUAGUCCCUCAUACAUACCGUGACACAAAGUACCCACAACGAGUCGGUCUGCCGAAGCUCUGGAGCACGCGGGAAGAAGCCGGAAGGUUCAUCGUCCGCAGAAAUCUGGAGUAUAUCCUUGGAAAUUGCGCGAUUCCAGUGCCACCGUCCAGACAAGCUGUGUGCCUUUUGACAGAUCAUGUUGCUUUGCCGCUAGGGUGGAUGCGAGACAAUUAUUGGCAGGUCCGGUUCCUGAUAGACACCUACCUCAACCUCGAGGACUUGACUUAUCCAAGCAACGCAGAAGAGUACGGCCAGGUGAUCAAGGCGACAGUAAAAGGUCAUCUGAUUUGGGUUUUCCGGUAUGCGCAGAGGCCGCACAAGUUCUGGCACAGAUCGUACUUGACGACUGGCCGACCCAAGGAUGGGCCGGUAUUCCAGCUUGACCAACAAUGUUAUCCCCUCCUUGAACUGUGUGAUGUGGGCGAGAAUUUUCCAGAGGAGCAUGAGCUUGUUGAAGAGAUUUUGCGAUCAGACGCUGUGUCGCAGGUCCUUGACUUGAUCGAGACAAAGCGGGAUGUUCGAACUGGUUUGUUUCCAACGGAUGAGACGCCCGGUGACGACGCAGUCGAAUAUCCCUUCCACUUCUCAAGUCACGUUUUGCUGUGGCAUUCGCUAUCCAGGCUCGCCAAAGUUGCUGCGCAUUUCAUGGCUGGAUCUGCCUUCGAAACACGCCUGACAACUCUGGCUGUGGCUGUGCGUACAUCGACGCUGGACCACUUCCUCUGUCCAGAUCCAGCAACAGGAAAGCAAGUCUUCUCGUAUCUGGUUGAUGGCGCGGGCCAGCGGACAUUUUACCACGAUGCUAACGACCUCCCAACCCUUUUCGCUUCUUCUUGGGGAUUCACUGGGACGGACUCCGAGGAGCAAGCGUGGCACAACACAAUGCACUUUGCCUUCUCGACGGCCAAUGAAGGUGGCUAUUAUGCUGGGGGAGCAUUUGAAGGGUUAGGCAGCGUACACACGCGAAACCCCUGGACAUUGGGAUAUUUCCAACAAUGGAGGUAUGCUCAGAUGAGCGGAGACCGCCACGCUGAAGCUAUUGCAUGGAACAAAAUAUGUGGCGUGAUGCUCUGGGACGGCAUGUUUUCAGAAGCAGUUGACGGGCAUUCCGGCGAAGUAACCAGUAAAGCAUGGUUCAGCUGGCCUGGGUCGAUGAUCGGAAGCGGGCUGCUCGAACGGGGCAAUCGAGAGCGGUAUCUCUGA